Silurus meridionalis is the source of this 5646-nucleotide messenger RNA. It is a transcript of the gene synpo2la, whose product is annotated as synaptopodin 2-like a. The record is from RefSeq and is a predicted model, not a curated record. The transcript has 4 exons. Gene Ontology annotation, cellular component: Z disc; actin cytoskeleton; nucleus. Bases 219 to 3524 code for a protein of 1101 amino acids. Lineage: Eukaryota; Metazoa; Chordata; Actinopteri; Siluriformes; Siluridae. Gene Ontology annotation, biological process: positive regulation of actin filament bundle assembly. Gene Ontology annotation, molecular function: actin binding.
GCAGAAGCAUGGUGGUGGAGGAAAUCACUAUUACACUCUCCGGUGGAGCACCAUGGGGCUUCAGACUUCAGGGGGGAGCGGAGCACCAGAGACCCCUGCAGGUUGCCAAGCUAUUUCCCUGUUCUGAUAUAUAGGUGCGCAAGCGGAGCAAGGCAUGCAGGGCAGGCCUGCGAGAGGGGGACGAGCUAGUGUCCAUCAAUGAGCGCUCCUGUGAACAUAUGUCCCAUGCUCAGUCCAUGAACUUUAUUGAUAGCAUCCCUGGAUCGCUGCGCAUUCGGGUAAAGAGGGCACCGGCUGGAUUCCAGUCGGUGGUUCUGGUGGCUCGAGCCCCUUCUCCCCGCAUUGAUAAAGAGUACCGCGCUGCCCUAAGGGACAAAUCCCCAUCCAGCUCCAAAGUGCAGCAAUCAAGUGUUCGCCAUCCUAACUACAGUUCACCAACAUCUCACUCUGCCCGCAGUGGCGUCACCUCUCCUUUCGGCAGUGAGGCCUACUAUGGAGAGACAGACAGUGAUGCAGAUGUGGCGGCCCAAGUCCGUCACCGUAAGCCAAAGCGCCGCAGCCCCACUAACUCCCCAGGAAAAGCAGGCUACACUUCUCCUGAAAUGGGAGAAGCUUCUGAGAUGAGUGGAUAUGACAGUGCACCAGAUGUCCAGGGCUUCACUAGAAUUGGGCAUGGCUUUCAGGAGGGGACCCUACCUGGUGUUGUUCGCAGAGAAGUUGUGUACCAGCCCCCUCCACCGGGAACCUGGUCUUCCCAGACUUCCACUGAGACAUCGUCCAUGAGUGCAGAUGAGCAGAGUUCUCAAGACCUGGUUUUAGAGGAGGACAGUGGGUUCCAGGAGCCUACUAAUGUUCCACUGGUGUCUCCAGAGAGAGCGAAGGGGGCACUAAGGCUCAGCUCCCAUGGUCAGUUGGUUCCCAUGGUGGGACCAGUCGAUAACCCAGUGGACGAGGAGCUCACAAAGACCUACAUGGAUAAAGCAAAACAAGCGAAACUAAACCGUGGUGACACAAUGCAAGACAAGCAAGUGAAGGAGGCCCGCAAAAAGUGUCGCACCAUUGCAUCUCUGUUGACUGACGCACCAAACCCCCACUCCAAGGGUGUCCUUAUGUUUAAAAAACGCCGCCAGCGCUCUAAGAAGUACACACUGACCAGUUAUGGCAGUGUUGAUGAGGACAUGCAACAAGAUUCUCAAGAGGAGGACAGCAUCUUCCUUGGAAGUGAAUCUGAGUUGGAUGAGGAGGGAUUCAGUGCAGCACCUGAUCCCACAUGGGACAGUGACUACCUGGAUAUUCUGGAGAAAAGAUCAGCAUCUAGAGGCCUGGAAGAAAAAGAAGCAGAGGAUUUUUUAAACACUGGCCUGAGUGACACCACAGGGAAGGGGGCAAAAUUGUUUGAUCAGCAGAGGAGAAGAGCUAAGGAGCAUGACAAGAAGACUUCUCUUGCUCAGGCACAACAGAGUCUGAUGCAGAGUCAAUCUCAGCCCGAAAGCCAAACACAAGUAAUACAGACACAACCAUCACAUUUUUCGGUACCAGUGAAAAAACAAGUGAGACUCUGUGUUCAGCCACCACCAGUUGCACCAAAGCCCUCCAUACCACCCGAGCUGAUAAGGCAAGAGGAGGGUACUACCAAAACACAAAUGACCGGAUCCCCACCUCAAACAAUUCCUUUAGCCAUGAAUAUACAUACUGCCAGCAUAACAAUACCAGGCCCUACCCAGGUGAAUUUAACAAACCAACCAGUAAAUGCUGCAUUGGCAAAGAUACCUCCACCAGCAGCUACUCUGCCUGAGGUGCCUGCUAGCUCUGUGUUGAAUCGCACAGCUCGUCCAUUUGCCCCUGGGUUCAUCAGCCACAGAGCAGCCACAGUACCAGUUGUGUUUCGCCCUAACACUACUAAAAAGACUCCCAGACCAGUCUCAGUGGCAGUGAUGGCUCCUCCUUUCUCAACACCAUCUGAGGACAAAGUUAUAGUUCUACAUCCUGCUAGUUUCACAGCAAGCCAGAUGAGUGCUACUGUUCCCUCUGAGAUAUCGUCCACAUUAGUCCCUGUGCCCACAGAGCCUUCUUCAUACCCCGCUAUACCAGAUCCUGCAGCCUCCCUUACUUUAAAUUCACCCACAAUGGAAAAAUGUCAGCCUUCUAUUACUCAAACUACAGUGUCUGAUUCUUCUGUUCCUGCCAUUGUCAUUGCAGCUGCUCCUCGUGUUAGUUUCACAGAUCCCACUAUUAUAACCUCCACUGCAUCCUUUCAGUCCACUGUCCCUGAGUCUCCCAUGACGUAUGUUGCCCCUGUGAAUUCAAAAGUUCCUGCAACUCAUGUGACGAUUCCUGUAUCUGGUGGAAAAACUGGCAUCCUUCAAGAGGCUCGCCGCCGUAAUGCAAAUAAACCAAUGUUCAAGGUGUUCGAGAUAAAGAACAACUCACCCAAUCCUGAACUGCUGUCUAUGGUGCAGAAUUUAGAUGACAGACAUAAGCAACCAUACACAGAGCCUGUCGAUAUCAUCCAGGAUUCAUUCAACUUUGAUGAAAGGAGGGGACGAAUUGCACCACCAGUGGCUCCUAAACCACGCAUUAUCCCGGAAAUGUCUCCGAUUCCUCAGGCAGAGGGUAAAGGUGCUGAGCUAUUUGCACGAAGACAGAAUCGCAGAGAUCUCUUUGUGAUCGAUUCUCCUCCUUCACACGUUCAGCAUCAGCAUGCACAGCCCCAGCCUGCUAUGACUAUGAGCCAUCCAUGUGAGACUUCACCCUGGAAGUACUCUCCAAAUGUCCGUGCUCCCCCACCCAUCGGGUACAACCCUCUCCUGUCCCCUUCUUGUCCCUUGAGUUUACAGCAUGGAGGAGCAAAAAGUUCUGAAAAAACCUCCAAGGUAGGUAAAAGUGGUCAUGGAAUCCAGAAGGAAGGCAUCAAGGCAAUAGACUUUAUGAGACGGCAGCCUUAUCAACUCAACUCGGCCAUGUUCAGGUUUGGAGGUAACUCCGGUGCACAGUCCUUAGGUCCCUCCUACCAGAGGCAGUCACAGGUGGGCCACACCUUAACCCAACCCAGGCAAGUACCUGUUAAGGCAGCACGUGUGUAUGAGAUCAAACGAUUUUCUACUCCUACUCCUAUGUCAGCUCCAACGAUAAACCCCACAGUGAUAGUGCAACGUUCACAAACCACUCUGGCUGAACCCCUGUGUCGCACUGACAUGGUCUCUCCUACACCAGCACCUGUUUCCCCUCCACCUCAGCCUACAUCCGUGUCUGCACGAGCUCCAGGUUUGCCAGAACUUCCUAACCUCUCUGCCACUCCCAUAUUUCUUCCUACUCCAUACUCACCACCAUCUUCUCUGUCCGGUAUGUCAAGCUUAAGUGGCCAAGGUCUCCAAAAUAACAAACAGUUCAAGAGUGCUCCUGAGCUUAGUUUCCUGCCACCAAUUCCCCAAAAGCCUGCAGUCCAGGCACCCAAGCCACACUUUAUUGCUACACGGGGGGGCAUACAGCCUCAUGUCUGGAGGCCUGGAGCUCUGCAUAAAUGAGUAAAACACUAAAGAAAUAAUGAAAAUGAGUCCUUAUUAUUUUUUUAUAAAAAAUAGAAAUAUUAGUAUCAGCUACAGAUAUUUGGCACAGGAGAACAACAGUAGGUUUAUAUAGAGCAAAAUGAAAAAGACAAAACUUUAAUAAUUGUGGCAAAAAUUGUCUGCAUAUCAUCCUGCCUUGUCAUUCUGACCUGCCUGACCCCACUAUUGUCUAGUGGUUGAAUGGGCAAAUCCUCACCUCCAAGUUCCAAAAUCAAGUGGAAAGCCUUCCUGGAAGAGUGGAGAAUAUUAUAACAAGUGGGGACUAAACCUGUAGUGUGUUGUUCAUCUGACACAUAUAGGUGUGAUAGACAGGUGUCCACAAACCUAUGUCCAUAUAGUAUAUUUAUUAAUGACCGUGUUUAAAAGCAUUUACAUUUGAGUAUUUUGACAUGUCUGAAACUGAAUUUACUAUAUGUUUACAAAAAGGAAGGAAAGAUUUGCUUUGUUAUUAUUAGAUGAUCGUAUUAUCUAAUAGCUUGUGUUAGCGGUUUUUACAGUGUUUUGAUCAGAGAAAAGAAAGAUUAUUAGGGAAAUGCAAAGCACCAAGUACUGAGAACUGUGAGAAGAAAUACAGAUUGCAGAUAAGGUACUGAAAAACAGCACAUUCAAUAUCAAAUCUGUUGCUACUGGCACCCAGUAAAUAGAACUACCAAAUAAAUAAUUAUUGUAUGCUAUUAUUUACAUUUUAAGCUAACUCUGGGGGGGGGGGAAUGUUUACCUUUUUCUAAAGAUGAUCAUGGUUGUUAACAGAAAGAAAGGGGACCACAAACAUAUUAAAAGUCCUUAUACCCACUAUAAAAUACAGUGAAGGAUCAUUGAUGCUUUCAUGCUGUUUUAGUGUAUAGCAAGUGGUCCAGUGAAAUAUCUCACUCACUGUGUCUGUUAUUCAUUUUAUAACUUCAUUUUGCUGAUUAUCAUGAACAUUGCCCAAAUAUUCUGAAGUGGAUUGUAUCUGUUGGGAACUACAUGCUUAAAUAAAGUUUCUAAAUGAAUUGGGACUGCUACUGUACAUGCUGGGCAAAGGAAUAAGGUAUUCUGGACCCCUGCUUCUCAUAAACCAAUCAGAAAUUAUAUCUGUCCUGGCAGAGCCUGGAAGGAACAGGUGCAUGAGUGUCACAGCCUAUUUGUGGGAGCAGCAGCAAACCAAGAUCAUCCAAAUGGGCUCUGACUCUUAUGUUUCAGACACAUUCUAAUAAACAAAUAAAACAAAUGUAUUUAUUUAUCAUACCACGGUAAAAGCUCAAACUAGCAGUUUGUUUUAAGGUUAUGUUGGGCAAGACAAUCCAUCAGGAUGGGUAUGAAGGCCGUUUCUGUUUUUUAUAUAUAUAUAUAUAUAUAUAUAUAUAAAAUUACAUGCAUACUGACCAUUCAACAGGACUAAACACAUAAUUUAGUCUGAAUGGUAAUUAAGCAAUUUACUGGAAUCAGACUUAAUGAUCUUUUUGCCAGUCAUGUUGUGGUUGGGGUGAUGUGAGAUGGUGAUAAAUUCCCAGCUAGUUGAUUGUGAACUUGAAGUGACAUUUAAAUGUGUGAGCUUCUGAAGCCACUAGAGAGAAAGGAAAAGCAGAAAGCCAAGAUGAUCUGUUAUCAAGGGUUAUCAAGGCAGCACUGAAGGAAAAAUUAGCAAGUAGUACAAGAACUCAUUACAGGAGCAUAUUCUGAAUGUAUGAGAUGCUGAGAGAAUAUAAGAAAAUAUUACGUACUAUAGAUAAACCUUGUAUUUUUUUAAAUCUAUAUCUCAAGACAUUUACCUUUUAAUAGACACCAUGUUAUAAACUGUUGAUCAUGUCACACAUACAGUUUGUGAUUAUUUACUGCCUUCUUUUGAUUUAUGCACUCUUAUGCACGUUAGGCUUUAUAGGAAUAAUUGCACAAACAUUUCAUGAAUGUUCAGCAGAUAAAUUGUAGUAGACUGCAGUGUGGAUCAAAUUGUUUGUAUGUGGUAUGACAUUUGAUUAGUAGAAUCUUGGGUGUGUGUAUAUGUGUGUGAGAGAGAGGAAGUUUGCACAGGCACGUACCGAAUUCAUUUAUUAAGGUCUGAAUUACCUGAGAUGAAAAUGUAUUUUUCAAGAAAUAAAAA